Penicillium pulvis is the source of this 1410-nucleotide messenger RNA. It is a transcript of the gene rvb2, whose product is annotated as RuvB family ATP-dependent DNA helicase reptin. Gene Ontology annotation, biological process: chromatin remodeling; regulation of transcription by RNA polymerase II; box C/D snoRNP assembly. Gene Ontology annotation, molecular function: DNA helicase activity; ATP binding; ATP hydrolysis activity. NCBI's taxonomy places the organism in Eukaryota, Fungi, Ascomycota, Eurotiomycetes, Eurotiales, Aspergillaceae. The record is from RefSeq and is a predicted model, not a curated record. Gene Ontology annotation, cellular component: R2TP complex; Swr1 complex; Ino80 complex. The transcript is spliced from 3 exons. The coding region runs from base 1 to 1410 and encodes 469 amino acids.
AUGGCUGCUCCAAUUUCCACUGUCGCAGAGAGCAAGGAGCUCCGAGGACUGAACCUCAUCGCCGCCCAUUCGCAUAUCAGAGGUCUUGGGGUGGAUGCGGACUCUUUGCAGCCCCGAGGGGCUUCCCAGGGCCUGGUUGGACAGGAAAAGGCCCGCAAGGCCGCCGCGGUUAUUCUACAGAUGGUGAAGGAAGGCAAGAUCGCGGGUCGCGCGGUCCUCAUCGCAGGACCUCCUAGCACCGGAAAGACCGCCAUCGCGAUGGGUAUGGCUCAGUCGCUGGGCUCUGACGUGCCUUUCACCAUGCUUGCUUCCUCGGAGAUCUUCUCGAUGGAAAUGUCCAAGACGGAGGCUCUUACCCAGGCCUUCCGCAAGUCCAUUGGAGUGCGGAUCAAGGAAGAAAGUGAGAUCAUUGAGGGCGAGGUUGUCGAGAUCCAGAUUGACCGCAGUGUCACUGGGGGCAACAAACAAGGAAAGCUCACAAUCAAGACCACCGACAUGGAGACGAUUUACGAUAUGGGCACAAAGAUGAUUGAUUCGAUGACCAAGGAACGGGUUAUGGCUGGAGAUGUUAUCUCGAUUGACAAGUCUUCUGGCAAGAUCACCAAGCUUGGUCGGUCUUACGCUCGUUCGCGCGACUACGACGCCAUGGGCGCCGACACCAAGUUUGUCCAAUGUCCAGAGGGAGAGCUGCAGGUGCGCAAGGAGAUCGUUCAUACCGUUAGUCUUCACGAGAUCGACGUGAUCAACUCGCGGUCACAAGGGUUCUUGGCGCUCUUCUCGGGUGACACUGGCGAGAUUCGCAGUGAGGUCCGAGACCAGAUCAACACCAAGGUGGCUGAGUGGAAAGAAGAGGGCAAGGCGGAAAUUAUUCCGGGUGUCCUGUUUAUUGAUGAAGUGCACAUGCUCGAUAUUGAGUGCUUCUCAUACAUUAAUCGUGCUUUGGAAGCUGAACUAGCACCCAUUGUCAUCAUGGCCAGCAACCGUGGCCAAGCUCGCAUCCGUGGAACCACCUACACCUCUCCUCACGGCUUGCCUCUUGAUUUCCUUGACCGGGUUGUCAUUGUCAGCACCGCACCAUAUUCCGGUGAUGAAAUCCGUCAAAUCCUUGCUAUUCGUGCCCAGGAAGAAGAAAUUGACGUCUCUCCAGACGCCCUAGCUCUUCUGACCAAGAUUGGCCAGGAGUCAAAUCUCCGUUAUGCUAGCAACAUCAUCACCACUUCCCACCUGUUGAGUCAGAAGCGCAAGGCCAAGGAAGUCAGCGUUGACGAUGUUCAGCGCAGCUUCCGACUGUUCUACGACCCGGCCCGCAGUGUCAAGUUCGUCAGCCAGUAUGAGCAGCGUUUCAUCGGUGAUCAGGGCACAGUUUCAUUUUCCACGGCCACCAACGGUGAUGCCAUGGAGAUUUCAUAA